AUGGCGCCCAAGCAAGCUACAUUGGGGAAGUUCUUUGGCAAGCCCAAUGGCUCCAAGCCCGCGCCUACCCAGCAGUCGAAGUUGUCGUUCGGUACCAAGUCGGCCAAGAAGACGAAAGACGAGUCGGAGGCUGCCACAAGCGAACCAAGCCCCUCGGCAAAGAAGGUGAAGAAGGAGGUCGAGGCGAAAGAGAACAAGACACCUUCGAAAGACACCAAGAAGCGAUCGCGGCCUAGUCAUUCACCGAGCGACAAGAAGAAGGAAUCAUCGACCAAAGUCAAAGUCGAGGAGCCUGAGGAGGAUCUUGAAGAGGAGGUGCCCGUAACUAAGCGACAGAGGAGAAACCGCACACGAAUCGAAGAUGACGAAGAUGACGAAGAUGACGACGAGGUCAUGGCCGAUGCCGAGCCAGUAAAGCCGAAGAAGAAAGGUGCCGCUACUGUCAAAGAAUCCAUCAAGAAGCCUUCUGCUGUAACUUCUGCCUCCGAGAAGCAGGCGGCGUCGAAGGUUAAAGAGGAGGACGACGAGGUUGAAGAAGCCACGGCCUCUGAUUCAGCAUCAGAGACCGAGAAUGAAGAGGACGAAGAGGAGGAGAAGCCUGAGGUCGCUGCAAAAGCUCGGGAGAAGCUCCAGACGAAGCUCAAGGCCAAGAAUAAGGAUCCUUAUCCUGACUGGAAAGCUGGAAGUCCCGUCCCUUACGCGGCGCUCUGCACAACCUUCUCUCUGAUCGAACUCACUACCAAGCGACUCAUAAUCACCGAGCAUUGUUCUCUGUUCCUCCAGCAAGUACUUCGACUGACUCCCGAUGACUUCCUCCCGACUGUCCUCUUGAUGGUCAACAAACUUGCGCCAGAUUAUGCCGGUAUUGAGCUUGGUAUCGGCGAAUCUCUGAUCAUGAAGGCCAUAGGGGAAACUACUGGACGUAGUCUGCAAGUCAUCAAGGCUGAUCAAAAGGAAAUUGGUGACCUGGGGCUUGUUGCUGUCAAGAGUCGAUCGACUCAACCUACCAUGUUCAAGCCUAAGCCUCUGACCAUCAGGAGUGUUCACAAAGGUCUGAUGGACGUCGCCACCGUAACUGGUGGUGGAGGUGCACAGGGCAGGAAGGUCGAUCUCAUCAAGAAACUACUGUCGGCUGCUGAUGCACACUCGAGCGGCAAGAUUGACAUCAACAAGGACAAGGGCGGCCCGAGCGAGGCCAAGUAUAUUGUUCGCUUCCUCGAAGGCAAGCUUCGACUUGGUUUGGCGGAAAGGACAGUGCUUGUUUCAAUAGGACAGGCUGUUGCAUGCCACGAAGCAUCCCAGAAAGGGAAGAUUCCGAGCACUACGCAGAUGGAAGAGGCAGAGGCUUUGCUGAAAACGGUCUACAGUGAGCUACCAAGCUGGGAUGUCAUCAUUCCUGCCAUGGUAAGGAACGGCAUAAUGAACCUGAGAGAUUCUUGCAAGCUUCGGCCAGGAGUCCCUCUCAAGCCUAUGCUUGCGAAGCCAACCAAGGCGAUUACUGAGGUUCUAGACCGAUUCGAGAACCAGACCUUUACUUGCGAGUACAAGUAUGACGGAGAGCGAGCACAGAUACACUAUGUUGCGAAGGACCGCUCCGAAGACUUGAUCGAAGCACUGCCUAGUGCGACGAAGGAGGCCGCAAAGGGUGUAGCGUCCAUUUUCUCUAGAAAUUCGGAAGAUUUGUCUAAGAAGUAUCCCGAUAUUCUUGGGAAGCUUCACACCUGGGUGAAGGAGGGUACGAAGAGCUUCGUGUUGGACUGCGAGACCGUGGCUUGGGAUGUGACUGAGAAGAAGGUCUUGCCCUUCCAACAGUUGAUGACAAGAAAGAAGAAGGACGUCAAGGUCGAGGACGUGAAAGUCAAGGUUUGCGUCUUUGCUUUCGAUCUGCUCUUCCUGAAUGGCGAGGCUCUUGUCGAGAAAUCGCUGCGGGAGCGGCGGGAGCUCAUGCAUGGGGCUUUCAACCCCGUCGAGGGAGAGUUUGCCUAUGCAACACACAUGAACGGUCAAGAGCUUGAGGAGAUACAAAUUUUCCUCGACGAAAGUGUCAAGGCCUCCUGCGAAGGUUUGAUGGUGAAGAUGUUGGACGGGUCCGAGAGCGGGUACGAACCCAGCAAACGGAGUCGCAACUGGCUCAAGAUCAAGAAAGAUUACCUCUCUAGUGUAGGAGACUCUCUCGAUCUGGUCGUGUUGGGUGCCUACCAUGGCAAAGGCAAGCGUACGUCAGUAUACGGAGCUUUCCUUCUCGCUUGCUACAACCUCGGCACCGAGACAUAUGAAACUGUCUGCAACAUCGGUACGGGGUUCUCAGAGCAAGUUCUGGAAGAGCUGCACAAACAGCUCUCGGAGAUCACGAUAGAUCGACCGAAGCCAUUCUACUCACACUCCUCUGGCGGCCAGCACCAGCCCGAUGUCUGGUUCGAGCCGCAGUACGUUUGGGAGGUGAAGACGGCAGACUUGACGCUCAGUCCGCGGUAUAAAGCCGGAAUGAAGGAGAAGGUCGACCCGGCGGGUGAGAAGGGCAUCAGUUUGCGGUUCCCCCGCUUCAUCAAGAUCAGAGAUGACAAGAAGCCGGACGAGGCGACAAGCAGUCGUCAGGUUGCCGAGAUGUACCGGAAGCAGGAGAGCGUCACGAAGAGUAAGGGGCCGUCGGUGGAUGACGACUUUGACGCGCGCCGUAGGCCGCACACCAGAAGAACACGCCGCGACCGCGAGCGCGAUCCCUUCUUCGCGGACCUCUUCGCGCUCCCCGGCUUCAAAGACUGCUUCGCCGAAGUCGAGCGCGCGCGCCAACAAUCCCUGCGCGACGACCCGCCCACCUACCGCAGACGCGUCGACGUCGACCCGUACCACCAGUACCCGCCGCGUCCGGACUACGCCGCGCAGGCCGACGCCUACGAGGCGGCCGAGCCGGACGCGGCGCUGGUCGAGGUCCGCGCCGCGCUGCGCGCACACCUGGGCCUGUCGGACCUGGCGCGCCUGGUGCUGCUGCUGACGACGCAGGUGCCGGCGGGGCGGUUCACGACGUACCGCGCGAUGCAGGAGCAUGUUUCUGAGGUGCGGUUUGGUUUGUGCGCCGUGCGCCAGAUCGGCCAUUGUCUGCGCAAGAAUCCCCUCGGGGACCGCGUGCCGGGCCAUCGCGUCGUCGGCCAGUACGGCAUGUUUUCGCGGCCGCUGGAGUGGGGGAUGCAUUGUCGCGACGUGGAGGAGACGGUGCGCAGACUGGGCGAGGAGGGCGUCAGGUUCAAGGCCGAUGGGAAUCCGAAGGGGAGUGCGUUUCGGGAGUUUGUGGGCUGUCCGCGGGUUUGA
Messenger RNA from Anthostomella pinea, 3306 nucleotides. Lineage: Eukaryota; Fungi; Ascomycota; Sordariomycetes; Xylariales; Xylariaceae. The record is from the annotation of a GenBank genome assembly.